UCUGUCAAAAAGUUGUUCCGUGCUGUGCCGUCGUGCCUGCGUUGCACAUCUGCGUUCGCGAUCCUACUUUCGGUCAUUUACUGUUUAUAUAUUUUGCUUAGUUAGUAUUAAUUCAACUUCCAAUUAAAUCCGAAAAUGUCCAAAAAGAAGGGAAAUAAGAAGAAUCAAGAUUUUGACGAUGAUUUCGAAGAGAAGCCCAAAGUAGCCGCACCUGCUAAAGCUAAAGGUGGAAAGAAGGGAAAGCGUGGUAAAGGCGACGAUUGGAGUGAUGAUGACGAGAAGAAAAUCACACUGCCGCCAGCUGAUUCGGACGACGAAAAACCUGCCAAACCGGCUGGCAAGAAAGGACAGAAAAAAGUCAAGGGGGGACGUGGCGGCGAUCAGGACCACAGUUCGGACGAGACACAAAGCGUCGCGGAUUCGGUGACGUCGAAAAAAUCACAACCGGCUUCCAAAAAGAAAGGCAAGAAGGGCAAAAAGAAUGACGACUGGAGCGAUGAUGAUGACGAGAAAGUACUGAAAGCUGCUGUAAGUGACGAAGAGGAGGAAAGCACCCCGCAAAUCGCUAAGAAAGGUGCGGCGAAGCAGAAGAAUAAGAAGAAAGGCAAAGCAGCGAAGGAUGAUUUGUCUGACGAGGAAGACCAGGAUUUGGAUAAAUUAGGUGUCGAAUCGGGAGAAGAUGAAGUGGAAGCGAUUGUUGCCGCACCGGCUAAGAAGCAGAAGAACAAGAAAAAGGAUAAAAAGAGGAAUUGGUCAGAUGAGGAGGAUGCUGUCGUAGAAGAACCGGAACUUGAUGAUCAUCCUGUUGCUGAGGAGGAAGCCAAAUCAGAUGACAACACUGUAGAAGCAGAGCCUGAACCUGAAUGCAAAGAAGAGAAGGAAACACCCAAGGAAUCAAAGCCAAGCGAACAACAACAAAAAGAAAUUGAACAAAAAUUGAAUGAACUCAAUCUAAAGGCUACAGAAAGUGAACAACAGCUGGAAAACGAAAAUCAAGAAGAUGAAGAAGUGAGCGAAGCGAAAUCUCCUGAAAAAAGAAUGACCAACAAAGAAAAGAAGAAGCUGAAAAAACAGCAAGAGUAUGAGAAGCAGAUGGAAGCGCUGACAAAGAAAGGCGGUCAAGGACAUUCCGAUUUGGAUAGCAAUUUCACUAUGUCCCAGGUGCAGAAAUCUGCUGGUCAGAAAGCUGCAAUGGAACAUGCUGUGGAUAUCAAAAUCGAGAAUUUCACAAUAUCUGCCAAGGGUAAUGAUCUUUUUGUGAAUGCUAAUUUAUUAAUUGCCAAUGGAAGACGAUAUGGUCUUGUCGGGCCUAAUGGACAUGGAAAAACAACUCUGCUCCGUCAUAUUGCAUCUCGAGCUUUUGCCAUUCCUCCUAACAUUGAUGUACUUCUGUGCGAACAAGAAGUAGUGGCUGACGAUCAAACUGCUGUUGACACGAUUUUGAAUGCUGAUGUUAAGCGAAAAGCUUUGUUAGAUGAGUGCAAAGAGUUGGAGGCGAAAACAGAGAAGGGUGAUUUGGAGGUUCAAGAUAGGCUCAACGACGUUUAUGCGGAAUUAAAGGCAAUAGGGGCGGAUUCGGCUGAACCACGCGCUCGUAGAAUUUUAGCUGGUUUGGGAUUCUCAACAGAGAUGCAAAAUCGUGCUACUAAAAACUUUUCUGGUGGCUGGAGAAUGCGUGUUUCCUUAGCCCGAGCACUUUAUUUAGAACCAACUUUACUGAUGCUCGAUGAACCUACGAAUCACUUGGAUUUGAACGCAGUCAUUUGGCUUGAUAAUUACCUCCAAGGCUGGAAAAAGACACUUCUUAUUGUUUCUCACGACCAAAGUUUCUUAGACAACGUUUGCAAUGAAAUCAUUCACUUAGAUAACAAGAAAUUGUAUUAUUAUAAAGGAAAUUAUUCAAUGUUCAAGAAAAUGUACGUGCAGAAACGGAAAGAAAUGAUCAAGGAGUAUGAGAAACAAGAGAAACGAAUUAAGGAGUUGAAGGCACAUGGACAGUCAAAGAAAGCUGCGGAAAAGAAACAAAAGGAGGCACUCACUAGAAAACAAGAGAAGAACAAAGGAAAAGUUCAAAAGAAUGAAGAGGAAGAUGGACCCCAAGAACUACUUUCACGGCCUAAGGAAUAUAUCGUCAAGUUCCGCUUCCCUGAACCAUCACAACUUCAACCGCCAAUUUUGGGUCUUCACAAUGUUACGUUCAAUUUCCCCGGCCAAAAGCCGCUAUUUAUUGAUUGCGAGUUUGGUAUUGAUUUGAGUAGUCGAGUCGCUAUCGUAGGCCCCAAUGGUGUGGGCAAGUCAACGUUCUUGAAAUUGUUGCUUAGCGAAUUGGAACCAAUAAAAGGUGAAGUAAGGAAAAAUCAUCGAUUGCGAAUUGGACGUUUUGAUCAGCAUUCCGGUGAACAUUUGACUGCGGAAGAAACUGCGGCUGAAUAUCUGCAACGCUUGUUCGAUUUACAACAUGAGAAAGCACGAAAGGCUUUGGGAUCGUUCGGUUUAGUUAGUCACGCGCAUACAAUUAAAAUGAAGGAUCUGUCUGGUGGUCAAAAAGCAAGAGUAGCAUUGGCUGAAUUGUGUCUAAGUGGUCCCGAUGUGUUGAUUUUGGAUGAACCGACCAAUAAUUUGGAUAUUGAAUCAAUCGAUGCCUUGGGUGAAGCGAUUAAUGAAUACGAAGGUGGUGUGGUCAUUGUAUCUCACGAUGAACGGUUGAUUCGUGAAACUGGAUGUACACUUUACGUGAUUGAGGACCAAACUAUCAACGAGAUCGACGGUGAUUUCGAUGACUACCGCAAGGAAGUGUUGGAUAGUUUAGGUGAAGUUGUAAAUAAUCCAAGUGUGGUGGCCAACGCCGCAGUCUUACAAUGAUCUGGUCAAACAAUAUUAUAGCUACAUUGGAAGGUUUUAAUAAAAGAAUUGUAACGAUAUUGAAA
Hermetia illucens (black soldier fly) is the source of this 2927-nucleotide messenger RNA. RefSeq names its product ATP-binding cassette sub-family F member 1. Lineage: Eukaryota; Metazoa; Arthropoda; Insecta; Diptera; Stratiomyidae. The record is from RefSeq and is a predicted model, not a curated record. Bases 136 to 2862 code for a protein of 908 amino acids. Gene Ontology annotation, molecular function: ATP hydrolysis activity; ATP binding. The transcript has 8 exons.